This is a messenger RNA of Metschnikowia bicuspidata var. bicuspidata NRRL YB-4993, 1470 nucleotides long. It is a transcript of the gene LSP1, whose product is annotated as lipid-binding protein. The transcript has a single exon. Gene Ontology annotation, molecular function: lipid binding. NCBI's taxonomy places the organism in Eukaryota, Fungi, Ascomycota, Pichiomycetes, Serinales, Metschnikowiaceae. The record is from RefSeq and is a predicted model, not a curated record. Gene Ontology annotation, biological process: eisosome assembly; endocytosis; negative regulation of protein kinase activity. Gene Ontology annotation, cellular component: plasma membrane; eisosome filament. The coding region runs from base 457 to 1389 and encodes 310 amino acids.
GUCGCUCCGCCUUUUCGCCAACGCCGGCGAAUUACCGCGGCCCGGAUUGCACAUACGAGCCGCAGGACUGCAGGCAGCACGCAAGUAGAACCUUCUUUGCUUGAUGCCCGGGUUGUGGCCGCGGUGGUUCUGGCUGUUGUGGCCGCAGCGUGAAGUGCCGAGCGUCAAUACGAAGCGUAUGCGUUGCGCUUUGCGCUACAGGCCUGCAAUUGUGGAAACCCCACUGUUUUGGGCCAAAGCUUCUCACAUUCAGUGCGCUUUGUGUUUUGCCUAUUUCGCAGGGUGGCUGGCUGCACGGGCCGCGGCCUGCACACAAGGGCUUCCGGCGCUCACCCAAUUUCUCGCCCAGGGCCGUCGACUGGGGCAUAAUUGUCUCCGGAAUCUGCUCGACUUCUUUUCCUUUUUCUUUUUUUCUUUUUGUUCCACACAUUUCCCGGUCGAAACCUACUUUACACUAUGCACAGAACUUACUCCAUGAGAUCCCAGAGGGCCCCAACGGCUGCCCAGAUGCAAGCCCCCCCUCCUCCCACCUCGUCCACCAAGUCCAAGUUUUUUGGUAAGGGUUCUCUUUCCCACUCCAUCAGAAAAUCUGCCGGCGGCGCCUUUGGCCCUGAGUUGGCCCGGAAAUUGGCCCAAUUGGUCAAGAUGGAGAAGAACUUGAUGAGAUCCAUCGAGAUCACCGCCAGCGAGAGAAAGGAGGUGGCCAAGCAAUUGUCCAUUUGGGGCGAGGGCAACGACGACGACAUUUCCGACAUCACCGACAAGUUGGGUGUUUUGAUCUACGAGAUCGGAGAGUUGGAGGACCAGUUCAUCGACAGGUACGACCAGUACAGAAUCACGUUGAAGUCCAUCAGAGACAUCGAGGGCUCCGUGCAGCCUUCCAGAGAGAGAAAACAAAAAAUCACCGACCAGAUUGCCUACUUGAAGUACAAGGACCCUCAAUCGCCCAAGAUCAACGUGUUGGAGCAGGAGUUGGUCAGAGCCGAGGCCGAGUCCUUGGUUGCCGAGGCCCAGUUGUCCAACAUCACCCGCGAGAAGUUGAAGAUUGCCUUCAACUACCAGUUCGACUCUGUGCGUGAGCACGCCGAGAAGAUCGCGUUGAUUGCCGGCUACGGCAAGGCCUUGUUGGAAUUGUUGGACGAGUCUCCUGUUACUCCUGGUGAGACCAGAGCCGCGUACGACGGAUACGAGGCGUCCAAGCAGAUCAUCAUCGAUGCCGAGAACGCCUUGGCGUCGUGGACUUUCGACUCUGCUGUCGUGAAGCCUACUUUGUCUUUUGCCGCCCACGAGGAGGAGGAGGACUACGACGAGGAGGACUUGGCCGACGAGGCUGAGCACUUGAAGAUCACCGAGGACCAGUGGGCCGAGGAGAACAAGGUUGCAGCCUAAGCAGAGUAGAGAAGAUAAAACGAACUUCGAACGUAUAGCCGAUAUUUCCUUUUUGUAUCAGUAUUAGAAUUGUUCCACGGC